This is a messenger RNA of Prorocentrum cordatum, 1043 nucleotides long. Lineage: Eukaryota; Dinophyceae; Prorocentrales; Prorocentraceae. The record is from the annotation of a GenBank genome assembly.
CCACCCCCGCCACGGCCCGCGGCGAGCGCAGCGGCCGCCGACGCGGCCGCGGCCGCCGCGAUGGCGCCCUCGCCGGAGGGGCGGUGAGGAGCUCCGCGGCCGGGCAUGAUCGAGGAUCUUCCGCCGAGGGCCACUCCGAGGGAAGCGCGGGGUGGCCACCUCUCCGACGGCGAGAAUGGCGCGGACACGGGCGAAGGCGAAUCCGAUGCUGCCAAGCGAAGGCAGCCGAAGAAGCGGGCGACCAACAUCUUCAAAAGCUUCUCGGACUCGUACAACGACCUCGCGUACCUCGGAGGUUCUGGCAGUCCGAGAGCGACCUGGCCCGUUGGCAGCAGUCGCUCAAGGACGCGUCUCGGCACUGCAGGUCGCUGGACAGCAUCGGCGCGCGCUGCAACCCGAACUGGCACGAGGAGCGUGUGGAGCUGCUCAUGGCCCACUCCGUGCUGUGCUCGGCCCACCUUGGGAGCGUGCAGACCAUCUGGAUUGUCAACUACGAGGCGUGGGAGUUGAGCGUUCGCCCGCGCAGCCCGUCCAUGGUCGGGGCCCUGAUGGACAUCGUAGUCAACGUCCUGGAGAUGGACAGGAACGGGAACAUGCGUCGUCAAGCUCAGAAGCCCGAAGUCCGAAGCCCGUCGAGCUCGUCGUGGCUGCCCAGUCCCAAGGGAACGCGAGAGCGCUUCAAAGAUCAGACGGAUGCCGCGAUCAUGCGAAUGGUGAAUGACGCCAUCCACAAUGCCAUCGACCUGCAGAUCGAGAGGGCGCGGCAGACCCUCGGCCUGUGCUGCGACGCGCUGGAGGAGCAGGUGGGGCGCGCGCGCGCCCUCCACGGGGCGCUGCGGGCCCUGCUGCCCGGGGAGCUGCCGCCUCCGAGCCGCCAGCUGGUGACAGCUGUGCAGGUGGAGCCCGCCACGCCGCGAAAGCCCCACAGGGCUGCGUGGCCCCUCGCCGCUCUCGCCGGCGCGGGCGCGGCCCCAGCGCUGCCGCGCGCUGCUGCUCCACAGGGGGGGGGAGGGCGGGGGGCGAGCAGGUCGAGCCGACUGCCU